Molecule: messenger RNA, 515 nt
Organism: Photinus pyralis (common eastern firefly)
Lineage: Eukaryota; Metazoa; Arthropoda; Insecta; Coleoptera; Lampyridae
Product: histone H4
Exons: 1
Coding region: 136-447 (103 amino acids)
Biological process (GO): nucleosome assembly
Cellular component (GO): nucleosome
Molecular function (GO): structural constituent of chromatin; protein heterodimerization activity; DNA binding
Source: RefSeq, a predicted model, not a curated record
UUUUAGAGCAUAAAAGCAAUCGUCGCGGCUGCGGGGCGGGUAGUGAUCGCUUCGCAUUCGUGUAGGGAGGACGACAUAUCGCCCUAUACAUUUUCAAUAUAUUUGCCUUUCAAUCGAUAAUCGCAAUAUUCAAUAAUGACCGGACGCGGCAAGGGUGGUAAAGGUCUCGGCAAGGGAGGCGCAAAACGUCAUCGCAAGGUGCUCCGCGAUAACAUUCAGGGAAUAACGAAACCCGCCAUCCGACGUCUGGCUCGACGAGGAGGGGUCAAGCGCAUCUCCGGUCUGAUUUACGAAGAGACGCGAGGAGUUCUCAAGGUCUUCCUGGAGAACGUCAUUCGCGACGCGGUCACCUACACGGAGCACGCCAAGCGGAAGACCGUCACCGCAAUGGACGUCGUAUACGCGUUGAAGAGACAGGGUCGCACGCUAUACGGCUUCGGCGGUUAAAUUCGACCAUCCCAGAGCGGACGUGGUGGGACAUUCGCAAAAAAAAAAAACGGUUCUUUUCAGAACCA